AUGUGCAUAUAUGGGACUAGAGGAAAUUCCGGAAGAAAGCCAUCCCAAAAGAAACAUAAGAGUGAAACGAGAGGGGUUAACGAAGAAGUCAUCGGUGUUGGUCAUAAAAACGGCGAUAUCUUAAAUGCGUCUUCAUUUAAGGACCCCCAGGACUCUCUUGACACUUCAGAAUUUCCCAUACCCGAAAGUGAUCCUAUGCAUGAUAAUUCUAGAAACAUUGCGAUUCGUAUUGGUGAUGUCACCGAUUUUGACCCUGUUGAUGUUGCGAUAGAGAAUGAUGUUGACUGUUUUGAUAGAACUGAAAUCAGUUCUAUGGACAACAACACUACGAUUGAUCUUAAUGAUGUCUCUGAAAGUGACUACAUUGAAAUCGCCC
Messenger RNA from Acaulospora colombiana, 376 nucleotides. NCBI's taxonomy places the organism in Eukaryota, Fungi, Glomeromycota, Glomeromycetes, Diversisporales, Acaulosporaceae. The record is from the annotation of a GenBank genome assembly.